AUGAUUGAGUCAACAGGAGACUACCUGGGUUCUCAAGCCUACUCCCACGUCACUGGUGGAAGCGAAGGAAUCAAUCGCAACACUGGCUCUGUGGAGUUCUCUCAAGUUCUUCUCGAUCUUCGUGGUGUCCUUGGAACCAUUGGCCUGACAAUCAGUCUCCGAUACAGCUAUGGGGUGUCUGGACGGUUUGGGUUACCGAGGAACUGGAGUUUCAACAUACCCCAUAUCAUCGAUGGCCAGAGCUUUACUUCUCAAGGCAAAACAUUCCUCAUCGACAAUGACUGGGCUGACACCACAGGAUAUCAAUCAGGUCUCAAAUAUGUCAAUAAUCAUGGCAUGUCAUUCAUGGCCCAGAUUCCUAGUGAGAAGCUACCCUCUGGCAAAGACGGUGAGUAUACAUGGCGGUUCAGGCAGACGGAUGGGUCCGUACAGUACUUCGACGCAGCUGGUAAUAUUCUUGAGCACGAUGAUGUCUUCGGCAAUUUCAUCUACUACAGCUAUGUCAACAACACUUCAUUCCUUGAGUAUAUUCAAGACUCGUUCGGGCAGAAGAUAACCUUCAACUACCAAGCUGGUGAGAGUAUCACGAUAACCGCCCCCGACGGCGGUCUCUCAAUCAUUGAGAUUGCGAAUGAGAACGUUGCUCGAAGCACAGAUCCAGCCGGCCUGAUCACAGCUUUCGGGUAUACGAAUACGCCAAGUCAGGGGCUUCUCUCGAGGAUAGAAUAUCCAAGCUGCUUGGUAUCGGAGUUCACUUACGGAAGGAUAUCAUACCUCACUGCCGAUGGUGGCACGGAUUUUGUCCCAGUAGUGACGAACCAUUACCAUCGAGACUCGGCUGGGACCGAGCUAACACAGACAACCUAUCAAUUUGGAAGUGGAACCAACGGGGGAACUUUCACCGGGUACAAUCUAGGCAUUCGAUUCGGAAGUCAGCAGGACGCAUUGAUUGAGAGUGAUUCCUACCGAUAUCGAUACGACACGUUGGUCCAGAAUGUGGAUUCAUCUGGCAGGAUCUUAUCGGCCACUCAGAUAUUUUUCAAUCAACUACAUCUUCCAGCAGAAGAAUACCACUACUCAGUGCCCCAUGGCGCGGAACUCGUACAUUCAUACAAAACAACGUAUACAUACGAUAUCGAUCCGGACGUCCAUGCACGGAAUAUCAACUACGCAAGUCCGACACAGACGCAACAAUUCAAUUUCGAUGGCAAUAGCUAUGUUGCGUUGCGAUCUGAGACAUGUGCGUAUGACGAGUAUGGAUGCUUGCUUUCACAUGUCGAAUCAGCCUUCGAUGUUACGACUGGACGAGAAAUCAAACAAAAGACAUCGUCGAAGACGUAUGUUCAAGUCUCUUGGGGAGGCCAGAUGAUUCAGUCUGAGCUAUUGAUCGAUGAGGUAUCUGGCUCACAGCGUCUUCUAACGUACACUCUUACGGAAGACGAGAAGCAAGUCCGGUCUACUGUGAUUGAAUUCAAGGCUUUGUCAGAACCCAACUUUUUGCCUUGGAAAACAAAGACUCAAGAAUUCGACAAGUGCGGUCGUGCUCUUAACGAGAAGAUAUCAUGGUCUCAGGGUGUGCCAUUUCCAGCCGGAACAAUUGUCAACUAUGAUAUGUCCCUCACGUACGAAUUCGAUCUUGGCACAGGUCUCUAUACUGUCAUCAUCACGGACCCGCAAGGCAACGCAUCGAAACAAACGUACGAUAUGAGGAUCAGGUCUGGUCCCCUUGUCCAAAAGACACUGCCACUGGGCCAAAGUGAGAAUUUCACCUACGACAUGAUCGGUCGCGCUUCCACCUAUACGGAUCCAUCGAACUGUUCUUCGAGCAUGACCUACAUUGUCGGGUCUGGUGGCAAUUCUGCCUCCACUACCGCUUCUUCUGGGUACAAGAGUCAGCAGAUCUUUGAUGUCCUUGGGCGACAGAUACAGCUACUAGAUAAUGGUGGCUCUGCUCAGAUUUCGAAUAAAACAAACAUCCGUACCCUCUCCACAACGGCAUGGGAUCCUCUAUCUCGCAAACAAUCCGAGACUGAUACAAUUGGUUCAAAAGUGACAUUCGAUGCGUAUGAUGCAUUCAAUCGCCUUCUCAGUACCACUGAUGCGAUUGGCAAUGUAACAACACAUUCUUACGAUGACCAUAAUCUUACUUCUGAGUAUGCCAUGAAUGGCGAUCGCCGAGGUCUCACUCAGUUUGACGCUUAUGGCAGAGCGAUUCGGAUCGAACAAUUUCCGGACUCGGACGAUUUGACGACGACAUACAGUCUGGUAACAACACAUAUGUAUGACGGUCUGGGUAACAUUUGCACAUCCGUUCUCACCAAGCAGCCCAACGAGAGUUCAUCUCCAUCGAUUACUCUGCAGACCACCUCCGUAGCCUUUGAUGUAGAGAAUGCGAUCAUUGAGAAGACCGUCGUGACCAAAUCAGAUCUUGGUGAUCAUACAUACGAUACCGUCACACGAUGCCUACAGUACGACAUCUUCGGACAGAUAUAUCGCCAGAACAAGACUGUCACGUAUAGCGACGGUCGGGUCUUUAAUCAUGAGGGUUGCAUCAGUCGCUACGACAGCUGCAAUCAGCUGGCUUCUCAUACCAACGGACUAGGCCAGACGGAACGUUAUACUUAUGAUGCAAAUGGAAACAUGUCCAGCCUCACUCGCUACGACGGCACGAUCGUCUCAUACAACCACGACAGUUUAGGGCGGGUAGUGCAUGUCAGAUAUGGUGCUGAGGACAUCGAACAAAGAUACCUUGCAAAUGGCCGUCUGUCAGAGGUAAGUACGGGUGCGGGCACCGUUCGACACAUCUACAAUCUUGAUGGAUCUGCUUCCGCCGUGACUUAUGCGGAUGGGUCAAGUCAGACCUAUAGUCUCAGCCAGUGCGGACAGGUAGCACAAAGCAAAGACGCCAUCGGGACAAAGCAGGAUGUCAUUUACGACACCUAUGGCCAUGUCCUCACACGGACUCUUGGCAUCGAUAUCGUGAGUUACGAAUAUGGCUCGGCGAACCACACUCAAGGUCAACUCGUUAGUCUCGACAUCUCUGGCGGCCAGCAGCAUCUGAGACGAGUUCUUUCGUAUAACGGCUUCGGCAGAGUCAAUCGCGUAACAGUCACCUCCAAUCAAUCAGAAGAUGUCUUACUGGAUUCUAUAUAUCUUUACAAUUCUCAGGGAAAGCUCUACAAGGUCGAACAAUCUUCUCAAACUUGGCCGGAAAAGCCUGAAUUAAACUACCAACGCACGUUUUUGUACGAUGGACUCAGUCAACUUCGACAAGACUCCAUUGUAUACUCCAAUACAAACGUUACUACGCUUACGGAGUUUGUAUACGACGGCAACUCGAAUCUUAUUACAACCAUUUUGAACGGAGCGGUUGAGAACAUGUCGUACAAUGCUAUCGACCAAAGGAAUGAUCCAGGAUUCACGUACGACGCAAAUGGCAGACUCACUGCUGAUGACAAAGGUCGGAAAUAUACUUACGGAGAGCAAGAUCAACUGCUCAGUGUCGAUGUUGGCGAGGCGAAUACAAACUUCUCGUAUCAUCCUAAUGGCGCACUUUCUCUUCACCACUCGGGCGUUGAUCAAACGAACAUUUGGUACGACACCGGAGCAGCCAAUGCUACAAGAUCGGCGGCGCGAGUGGAAAAUGCCAAAUCAUACCUUUUAGAUCCCGGCCACCGCUUAAUCUCAGUGAAAAAAACGAAUCAGGACACCGCGUACUACGUGGAUUCCCAAGGGUCUAUCGUCGUUGAGACCGGCGUGGGGGGAUCUAAUUCCACGAUCUACGGUGUCUAUGGCCAAGAACAAUCAUCAGCCACGACUGAAGCUUACAACUUUGGCUACAGACAAGAAUUCACCGAUAAAGCAAGUGGCUUGGUCUACUUGCGGUCUCGCUACUAUCAACCGGACUAUGCAGCGUUCAUCACUAUGGACAGUGUCCAUAAAGAGAAUCGAUAUGCGUUCUGCCUCGGCGACCCAAUCAACCUUUAUGACGGAACUGGCCACAUCGAGUGGAUUCCUUUGAUUGUAGAUAUUGCUGUCACGGUCGUGGUCGCGACAGCUUGCGCACCAGCUGCUGGCGCUGUCGGAGCGGCGCUCUUCGGUGCAGACACUAUUGGUGCCAGCAUCACAGCCUCUGUCCUUUCCAAGGCGACGGGGUACGUUACGGGAGGUUACGUCGGACGCAAGAUGCAACACGAGCAUUACAGUGGCCAGAAAUUCGCCAUCGAUGCCUUCUCAGGCGCGCUGGCCGGUGUGGUUGCCGCCAGCUCGGCGGCCGGUCUCCUAGACGGUGCCAGAAACAGAGCAGUGGAGAGAGGUCUAUCAGCAGUAGAUGCCGCAGCAUUUGCAGAGAAGUCUUCUUCGUUCGCGGGGAAAGUUCUUGGCGUAACUGCUGGUAUGACCUCUUUGUCCACGUUAAACCACGCCGCCGAGUCAGGCACUGCUCUGACUUCAGUGACAGGAUCGAGGUCGGCCAGUACGAGGGGCUUGCAGUAUACUGGGGCGUACGAUGGCAUUUUUGCCAACAUCACACCCGGGGUAUCCUUAGAGCCACGAAGCUUUGGUGGACCAACAGACAGCGACCGAGCACGAGGUCUCGAUCUCGAUCUGGACUGGAGGAUGCUUAAUCUCGUCGGUCCUCAAGAUGAGUACGACCUCAGCGCAUCCAAAGACUAUAAGGACCAAAAACGGACCGGGCAGCUCCAUGUCAACCUCAACCAAGCUACAAACGCUGACACUGCUUCAUCUAGCAGUGUGGGAAAUAGUCUGCAUAUCGAAACCAGGUAUCUGCAGAACGGAGAGAUUGUUACCAAUGUCCGACCGUUAAAGUGCAGACUCUUUGCACAGCAACAAUACCUCCAAAGCUCUGGCUUUGGGAGGUCAGACCCGAGGGUAAAUGCUUGCUUCGGGGGUUUGUCAAAUGGUCAAGACAUUGCUAAUGCUCUUGGCAAGCGGGUAUGGGCAACCUAUGCAACUCGUUAA
This is a messenger RNA of Aureobasidium subglaciale EXF-2481, 4980 nucleotides long. RefSeq lists its product as uncharacterized. The transcript is spliced from 2 exons. Bases 1 to 4980 code for a protein of 1659 amino acids. The record is from RefSeq and is a predicted model, not a curated record. Lineage: Eukaryota; Fungi; Ascomycota; Dothideomycetes; Dothideales; Saccotheciaceae.